UGUUAUCGUGAAGUAUUUUCUCCUUUUGUAUAGUUAAAACCAAGUGUCAUUCGAUGUACUCGCUCUAGAAGCCACCAAUCCCUUCAAAUAAUUAAUUACUAAUGCGAACAAAAGGACUCUACUGAUUUUUUACGAGCCGGUAUUGAUAGCACAGCGUAGCAGUACUGUCGAGAAAUGCUCUCCAGUCAACUUUGUCGAUAUUUUCACUCGGGGAACACCCUCUGGCAGUCAUCAACCAAGUCACUGCUAGCUAAAUUGCGAAAAAAGACAGGAUAUACAUUUUCCAACUGCAAAAAGGCUCUGGAAUUGCAUGAAAAUGAUUACGCCAAGGCAGAAGCAUGGCUACGAGAGCAGGCUCAGGCAAUGGGGUGGUCCAAAGCCCAAAAACUCCAGGGGAGAUCAACGAAACAAGGUCUAGUAGCAGUGAUGGUCGACAAAAACCAUGGGGCGUUGGUCGAAAUAAAUUGCGAGACAGAUUUCGUCGCUCGCAACAAAACGUUCCACGGUUUGGCUGAGCUCAUAGCGUCAGCUGUCCUCAAAUUCAGUGGAAACCAGCAAACAAUAGACCAGGUGCACAGAACCCUGCUAGACGCAGAAGCACUGAAGAACCUGCCUGCACUCGAUGGUAAGACAGUUGCUGAUCAUGCAGCCCUGACUAUUGGUACCAUUGGGGAAAACAUCGCUGUGAAAAGAGCUCUCUGUAUGAGCGUUGAUCCCAGCAUUCAAUUGAUCGGUUGCACGCAUCCAGCACCUGUCAAUCCCAUUCCAGCCUCUUUUGGGAGGUACGGAGCACUAUUGGCAUUCAAAUCAUCCACUGAGAAUCCAGUUCUUGGGAUGCAACUUUGUCAGCAUAUCAUUGGAAUGAAUCCAACCAAAAUUGGUCAGCCAGGCGUCGACGAACCAAUACCAAAUGCUGACGAUGAAACAACAAUGAUUCAUCAAGAAUUUCUCCUGGACCCAAGCCUCAGUGUUCAGCAGGUUCUGCUGGGUGCUCACGCAGAGAUUAUUGAUUUCGUGCGUUUCGAAAUGGGAGAAAUUCCUGAACCCUCCGAGGAGACCCUAGAGACUCCGGAACCAAUGAAAAGCUGUGGUUAAUUCCCAAAUAAUCCCCGAAAAUGCCUGCAACCAUUGAAAUAUUACAUAGGGCUGUCCUACAUAGACUUUAUUCCAUUUAUUCCAAAAAAUAUGUACAUAAAAGUUUCAUGUACUAUAAAAUUUGAUUGCAGUAUAUCAAAUAUGAUGAUCUAAAGACGAAAAA
Diachasmimorpha longicaudata is the source of this 1258-nucleotide messenger RNA. It is a transcript of the gene mEFTs, whose product is annotated as elongation factor Ts, mitochondrial. The transcript is spliced from 4 exons. Gene Ontology annotation, cellular component: mitochondrial matrix. The record is from RefSeq and is a predicted model, not a curated record. Gene Ontology annotation, molecular function: translation elongation factor activity; protein binding. The coding region runs from base 175 to 1095 and encodes 306 amino acids. NCBI's taxonomy places the organism in Eukaryota, Metazoa, Arthropoda, Insecta, Hymenoptera, Braconidae. Gene Ontology annotation, biological process: mitochondrial translational elongation.